GCUGGGACAGCUGAAUCAGCAUGGAUCGGCAUGAUGCCGUCAGAAACGUGGUCAUCAAGAUUAUAAUCGACGACGCCUUGUUUUAGCUUUAUCUUAUCAUACAUUAUUGAAAAUCAUGGACGACAUCGCCGAGACAAUCGUAGCGCAGGCUACAGAUCCAAAAGUGGCGUUUAUAGCCGCUGCUCUCUUCGGUUAUUGUUUAUAUAAACUCAUGACCAUGGUAAAUAGAAAAAGUCCUCAGCAAAGUUCCUUUGCGGAAGACUCCGACGAAACGGAUGAUGACGACGUGGUAUAUACGGAUAAAUAUGAUAAUUACAAGUUGAUCCUGGUAAUUAGAACGGAUUUGAAAAUGGGAAAAGGAAAAGUAGCAGCUCAGUGUUCACACGCUGCUGUUGCAGCAUACAAAGCUGCUAAGAAACAUCCAAAGAUUCUAAGAGCAUGGGAAGAAUCUGGCCAAGCUAAAAUCACUCUUAAGGUGGACAGCGAGGUUGCUCUUACAGAGAUAGCAAAGCAAGCUAAAGCUGCAGGUCUCUUAUCGAAUGUUGUACAGGAUGCAGGACAUACGCAAAUACCAGCAGGAAGUAAAACGGUAUGUGCAGUCGGACCGGGUUCAGCAAAAUUAGUAGAUCAAGUAACUGGUCAUUUAAAGUUAUUUUAACUGCUUAUGAAAUAAAGACCGAGUCCUUUGAUAUAUCUUUGACUUUAUAUUUUUUAUUUUUAAUAUCCCCAAAUAUCUCGUCUUAU
Messenger RNA from Trachymyrmex cornetzi, 744 nucleotides. RefSeq names its product peptidyl-tRNA hydrolase 2, mitochondrial. The transcript is spliced from 4 exons. The record is from RefSeq and is a predicted model, not a curated record. Bases 116 to 658 code for a protein of 180 amino acids. Gene Ontology annotation, molecular function: peptidyl-tRNA hydrolase activity. Lineage: Eukaryota; Metazoa; Arthropoda; Insecta; Hymenoptera; Formicidae. Gene Ontology annotation, cellular component: cytosol.